This is a messenger RNA of Porites lobata, 22168 nucleotides long. Lineage: Eukaryota; Metazoa; Cnidaria; Anthozoa; Scleractinia; Poritidae. The record is from the annotation of a GenBank genome assembly.
UAUGGCGUUCCCCCUAGGGUGUUAUGGUGUUCGAUGUUGGUGGACCGCGUGCCGCGCUUGUCGUGUCAGUUUGCUGUGUCGAUUUCAAGGCGAUAUUUGUUCAAGACUUGCCGCCGUGUUUCAACUCGUAACGUUGUGAAGCGUUCGUCCGAAGCGGCCGAGAAACCUUUCGACUCGAGAACUAGUGUGAAUUUAUUCAGCGUAUGAACUCGGUCAGCGAUUUGCAACGGAGCCACGCACUGUAGCAACGUAGCGUGAACAACGGUUCCGCGGUGAAUCGAAAUGAUGGUUGAGUACUUCAGUGGGCUGUGUUGAAACUACUUGUUGGAACAGUAUUGUGGAAAAUUAUUUUGAGUCGUGUUCGUUCGUCUGCCUAUCAAUAACAAAGACUGUGGACCAACAUGUACCAGAGUCGACAUACUGUAAGUGAAAAUUCGUGUUGAAAUGGUGGUUAUUGAAGAACAGGCUUCUGAAAUGUGACACCCCCUUUCACCAGAAGAAGAGUUCAAAAAAUCAUGUUUUUCUCUUUCUCUUAGACCCCGCACCAGCCUUCUGGUCAACCUUUUAAAUUUACCGUGGCGGACUCCUGCGAUCGUAUCAAAGAGGAAUUCAACUUCCUUCAGGCUCAGUACCACAGGUAAAUCUUUUCGUUUUCAGUUGAUUAACGUUCACUGCAUGAAUUAACCGAUCGGAAAACAUCAACUUGUCUGUGUAUACAAGUUUGGCACGAUGGUUUGGCAUCAGAAGCGUGAAUUAAAUCUUGUCUGGUUUUUGGCGCUUAAGGUUUCCAGAAAUCUCUCUUUUUAGUGUGUAAGUUUAAUUUAUUUUGGCUGCAUACAUAUCCAUUAUGUCAUGUAAAGUUAAUCUUAUCGUGGGCUUUCAACACAAUAUUUACAUUGCACUGCUUUUUUGCUUUUAGUUUGAAGUUAGAGUGUGAAAAACUUGCAAGUGAGAAGACAGAAAUGCAAAGACACUACGUAAUGGUACGUUGAAUCCAGUGUUAAAUAUUUUCGCCAUUCUUCAUUUCACUAUCGCACUCUUGUCAUCUUCAAGGACCAUCGAUUAACAUACGAGACCGAACUUUGUAAUCCAGAAAAUGUCUAUUCACGAAAACACCAACUCGACUGUGGACCUCUUGUGUUAUUUGGAAAGCAGAAACUAUUGAUCGAGUCAACUUUUUCUUUGUUUACCUUUUCUGUGACGUUAGAGGUUUUGGUCUCAAGAUGUGAAUACCUUGUAUUCGUUUAUAUGCCCGAUAAGGUUUGUAUUAGGUUAAUAGCUUUUCGGCUAUGUGUAGCCCAAGGCCUUUCCUUUUAAUUGUGUAAUAAUGGAGUCGCCCCGCUGUAAUUAAUUUGCAAUAGAUAGUUGAUCUGUAUUUGUGGAAGAAAUUUAGCGCGUUGUUUAAUUCCUUUAAUCCGAAAAAAUCGGCUAGCCUUGCGAUCUAUGGUUUUAAAACAUGUAUUGUGUUCUCCAAGCAGAUGUGUUUUCACUUCACACUUAUCGCUGAAGCAGUGAUAAACGUAUGUCACUGGACCCCAAGCCACCACAAAUCUGAAGAUUCACACUUCACUGGCGUUUGUUUUUAUUUUCUUGCAGUACUAUGAGAUGUCUUACGGACUUAACGUGGAAAUGCAUAAACAGGUACGAGUUCGCGAAAAUGAAUCAAAUACGUGACAAUCUUAGACAGAGCUGUUAACUUGGGUUCAAUGGUUUUGAAAUGUAAAUUCCCCUCAUCGAGAUCAAAAGUCAUAUUUCUGGCGACAUCACUUGAUACUUGCUCUUGUAGAGAUAAGCCGUUGAUAGAUAAACUAGCGAAUUAUUUUUGGCAAGCUUACUUGACACUCAUCCCCUCUAAAACACAAACACCGUGGAACGGAAAUGUGAACUGGAACCUAUGUCCUUGACUUGUUUUAUCUCCCUUAAAAAUGCGGAUUAGAUUUGUGGCGUCCUAUAUUGAUCAACAAGAGUUUUACAUUACACCUUAGACAAACUUUAGGCGACAGCCAUUAAUAGUUUACAUUUUUUCUUUCCGAAAUGUAAAUUAAAAUGUGCUUGAAGCGUUCCCUCUUCAAACAGACCAGUGAGUUGGCAGGCUAAUAUAAACACAAAUGGCCACGGGAGAAUUAAUUGCAAAUUGAACACAAAGCCCACCUUUAAUGCUAGGUACUUAAAACUUCGACUGACAGUUUUAGAGCCUUUUCAAAAUAUGUCAAGCAUGCUAUUCUAAAUUGCAGCCAAUGUAAAGUUGUUUAUUUUGGCGCAAACCAUCGGCCCUCUCCCGUUGAAAUUGAAUUCGUUCACCAUUUUUUUCGGCACUCCGUGCUGGAUGGCUAAUCACAUAAUCCUUUUGGGAGCUAGAUUUAGAUUAUGACAGGAACCAAAACCAAAGUGGAUCACUCAUCCCUGUUGUGUGUCUUUUAUCCCAGAGGGAAUUAUAUUGUCACCACCUCAACUUUUGUUGUGGGUGUUAAUUAAGCUGGGUUGAAUGCUCUGGAUGAUGUCACAAGAACGUGAUCUUUUUCCAAUGGUGUGCUUCUUACUGUGGCAUUAGAUAUAGGAAUAUUUCUCAGAAGGGGUUUUUAUUCACUCUCUAAAAGGUGCCACAUGGUUUUAUGUUAGUAUUAUUUUAUGGAGUUGAAAGGUUGUCUCAGUGAAGUAUUUAAAUUUCAUGCAUGUCCAUAUUUCCCACAAAUUGUUCAUUCAACCUCAAAGGUCAGCGUUUUAUUUAGAAUAAGUUACUUUUUUUCUUUGCCACUUAUAUACCCACACAAAAGUAUUCUCAACGCAACCGUAAGGGGAAACUUUAUGGUUAAGCUUAUUUCCUGUUGUUAAGUUUACUGGACUAAGCAAAUUUCCCCUUGGGAAUACUUUCCUUUGCAAAUUGAUGCGACAAGGAAGUGGUAUUGUUUAAAAUGUAAGCCAAUAAAGCAUACAAUUUGAUAUUUAUUCCAUUUACGGUAUGUUAAGGGCAUUUUAAUUUUUCCUUUGGGUUAGUGCCUCAUGUAGAGGUACUGUCAAGCACUCUGCUGGAUAGCCUCUUUUGGUUAAUUAAAAUUUAUAUAAUACAAAUACAAACAUACAAACUCUUACCAACUGGUCAGGAAAAUCAGGUCACAAAAUUUGACAUGUUUUCCUGCACAGAGGUCUAUAUCUAAUGGACGACCCCAUUCUGCGAACUACUUAAAAAACCCACAAAAGGGUACCGUCAGUGCUUUUUUGAUAUCAAAUUAGUGUAACAGAUGCCCUCACGUCAUGGCAACACUCUUAAAGUGGUUUUGUUUCAUCUAAAGGCUAUGCUAGUGUGUCUAAAUGAUUACCAUUUAAAAUGCGGUGUACGUCUGGACAAAUAACCAAAUAAUAUACAGAAACAGCAACCAAAGACGAUUAUUAUAACAUCUGUUUGCUGUUUAAAUUGUUUUCCCUUCCCAUAAGAUUUUCAGAGGUAUUUUUCUUCUGCAAUUGGACAAAAAACCCAUUGACUGAAGGUGCAGUUCUUAAUCUUUCGUAAAACUAUUCCCAGCCAGGCAUGAUAGUACCGCAAGUUAUCUCAAGUUUUCACACCUGAAAUCUCAAGUUUAUUCGACUCCUGAUAACUCAACCUUCAAGGGAAAUAGAAAAAAGUUCGAGUUAUGGGGAGUUCGAUUUAUCAAGGGUAAAAUUAUAUAAAAAACGAAUCUAAAUUAAACAAGCAAAGCACACCCAGUUGCAUCAGCUGGGCAAACUGGGAAUUGCAGGAAAUAAAUAGCAAAGUUUUGUUGUUUGGUAAACCUAGCACCACUACUUAUUUUUGUGAGCACAGACAUGUUUAUAUCUUUUUUUUAAAGUAAUUUUAAGUCUGUCAGGGUUUCAGGGUUUACCUGGCCAUGAGAAUUUUUCCUAGGCUACUUUGUUUGAAGCACGAUAAACACAAGAAAAAAUCAAAUCCCUGGCCAUAUUUCCUAUUUCUUCUUCUACUUCAACAAUAAUUUAGCUGUUUAAAAAUGAAUGUUUGGAUUGAACAAGAAAAGACUACUAGUGAUAUACAGUGGAAGCCCUCCUAACGAUCACUCUCGUAAGCCGACAGCUAUACUCAUGGCCUCCUUCACAAAACCCCGUUUUUUACAUACAUUGUAUUUUUACAUUCCCGUAAGUGGCCAGCUCUAGUUUUGGACAUGUUUUUCGCAUCCCGAGGGUGUCUACUCUUGAGAGCUUCCAUUGUAUUGCUUUGUCCUAGCUGUGUUAAAGUAGAUGUUUUGUUGUUGUCUUGUAGACUGAGAUUGCAAAAAGAUUGAAUGCUAUAUGUGCUCAAAUCAUUCCCUUCCUUUCACAAGAUGUGAGUAUGAAAUAAGCAUCUUUUAAUGUACUUUUUAUAGCUGUCUUGUAAGUGCCAACAAGUAAAGAUUUUACCAAUACGUGCGCGCUUUUUAAUUUGUUUAGAAAUGUCGUAAAUUAUCAUAACAAUAUAAAAAUCCAGCAGGCAAGUGCAACAGCUGUACACGUAUGUUGCAAAUAAAUCAAGCCGACAAUUAUUGGUUGAGGAUGGGUUGAGCACUGGACUCACAAACACACACAUGGCUCUUGGAUUCUCUGUUCUGUAUCACGUGUUCACUCGAAAAACAGUGGAUUCUCUGUUCUGCAUUAUGUCAUAAAAGUUACCUUACACUAACUUAUGUUACAUCGCUGCGAGAUUCAUUAUGCCUUGGAACUUUCGCACACGGCUUUAUAAGGCUGCUACCUUGCAGCUGCUCAUUGGUAAUUAGUAACCAAAAGCUUGUACCUCCAUUGUCUCUGUACAGUUUAGUAAAAUUUUAUUCCCUAAUAUUUAUAUUUAACUAUGGCACAUUGAAGGGUUUAACUGAUCAAAGCAUCAUGAUCAUCAACUUCAUGAUCCUUCUUACCAGUGUACCCAAGGAUGUCUUCAAAUGUUAAGUUAAGAAGAUUGUUUAUUGAUUGAUUGUACAUUCGGCGGUAGGAUGAGCCCAGUCAGUAGAGUACUUGACUGGGGAGUGGGAGGUUGUGGGUUCGUCCUGGGGCCAGACCAAUAUUCAUGUUCUUAAUAUAUCUGAGUAAUGAUGGUACUUCCUUUGCCCUACAAAUGGCCUUCGCGGGGAUCGGAUGACCACGUAAAAUGGCAGGGGAGACAAAAAUAGCAUCCUCAAUAAUAGUAUUUUCAUUACUCAAAUAAAUUACAUUUUUUUUUAUGCUACAUAUGAUUCAUCUGUACCUGAUAUUGAACUUCUUGGUGGUGGCUUGAAAUUAAUUUUUAAUCAUAUCCAAUUAUAGUUUCAUCAGAUAAAUUUAGGAAUCUUAAAAUGUGUGAGCUUCUAUUUCCAUUUUCUUUGUGGAUGAGUUUUACUUAGGCAUUGUUAUUAUUUAGGGUCAUUUUCAGUUAACAUGUUUUGUUUGAUUCUAUUUUAAGCAUCAACAGCAAGUUGCAGCAGCUGUGGAGAGAGCUAAACAGGUCACCAUGACUGAAUUAAAUGCUAUAAUAGGGGUAAGAAUUUGACCCUUUUUUUAUCUCUCAAAGAGCACGGCCUUGAUUGCUAUUUUUCUCUCUUUAGCAUAUGUGACAUACAUGUCACCCAGCUGUUUUUCAAAAGCAGUGAGAGGAUGGUUUGAUCACAUAUUACAAAAGACUGAGAAGAGACUGAAUAAUUACCUCACCACAGCUCAACAGCUAGCCUGCAAUAGUUUCUGAAACAAUAAGAAACACCCUAUCUUCCCCUAAAAAUGUACCCCUCCCCCCCCAACCCACCCACCACAGGCCAAGGUUUUCAAUAACUUGUUCAUCCACUGUUCCAUUUUUGUUAACAACAGUAACAAUGUGGCUCAUGGCAAACAGGCUUUACUAAACUCUGUUCAAAAUGCAAAUUUCACUGUUCUUUCAUUUAUCAGUGACACCUGUCACAGGUGUUAGGGGUACAGUGAGCCAUGUCCAGCGCUGGCCAUGAAAUCCAGAGUUUCUUCACUUCUUACUUAGUUCUACACUUCUCAGAGGUGUGGAAGUGUGGAAUAGUCCGACAGAGUAAGGAUAUUGUCGCACUUUCCCCCAGUCAUGAACCCUUUGUCAUUCUUUACUUAGUUCUACACUUCUCAGAGGUGUGGAAGUGUGGAAUAGUCCGACAAAGUAAGGAUAUUGUCGCACUUUCCCCCAGUGAUGAACCCUUUGUCAUUCUUUACUUAGUUCUACACUUCUCAGAGGUGUGGAAGUGUGGAAUAGUCCGACAAAGUCAGGAUAUUGUCGCGCUUUCCCCCCGUCAUGAACCCUUUGUCAUUCUUUACUUAGUUCUACACUUCUCACAGAUGUGGAAGUGUGGAAUAGUCCGACAAAGUAAGGAUAUUGUCGCACUUUCCCCCAGUCAUGAACCCUUUGUCAUUCUUUACUUAGUUCUACACUUCUCAGAGGUGUGGAAGUGUGGAAUAGUCCGACAAAGUAAGGAUAUUGUCGCACUUUCCCCCAGUCAUGAACCCUUUGUCAUUCUUUACUUAGUUCUACACUUCUCAGAGGUGUGGAAGUGUGGAAUAGUCCGACAAAGUAAGGAUAUUGUCGCACUUUCCCCCAGUCAUGAACCCUUUGUCAUUCUUUACUUAGUUCUACACUUCUCAGAGGUGUGGAAGUGUGGAAUAGUCCGACAAAGUAAGGAUAUUGUCGCACUUUCCCCCAGUCAUGAACCCUUUGUCAUUCUUUACUUAGUUCUACACUUCUCAGAGGUGUGGAAGUGUGGAAUAGUCCGACAAAGUAAGGAUAUUGUCACACUUUUCCCCCUGUUAAGAACCCCUUGUCAUUCUUUACUUAGUUCUACACUUCUCAGAGGUGUGGAAGUGUGGAAUAGUCCGACAAAGUAAGGAUAUUGUCGCACUUUCCCCAGUCAUGAACCCUUUGUCAUUCUUUACUUAGUUCUACACUUCCCGGACGUCUGGAAGUGUGGAAAAGUCCGACAAAGUAAGGAUAUUGUCGCACUUUCCCCCAGUCAUGAACCCUUUGUCAUUCUUUACUUAGUUCUACACUUCUCAGAGGUGUGGAAGUGUGGAAUAGUCCGACAAAGUCAGGAUAUUGUCGCACUUUCCCCCAGUCAUGAACCCUUUGUCAUUCUUUACUUAGUUCUACACUUCUCAGAGGUGUGGAAGUGUGGAAUAGUCCGACAAAGUAAGGAUAUUGUCGCACUUUCCCCCAGUCAUGAACCCUUUGUCAUUCUUUACUUAGUUCUACACUUCUCAGAGGUGUGGAAGUGUGGAAUAGUCCGACAAAGUAAGGAUAUUGUCACACUUUUCCCCCUGUUAAGAACCCCUUGUCAUUCUUUACUUAGUUCCACACUUCUCGGAGGUGUGGAAGGGUAGAUUAGUCUGACAAGUUAAGUUUAAUGUCGCACUUUCCCUGAGUCACGAGAAGCUCAGUAAGCUUUAUGAGCACUUCGUUUUAUUUCUGUAUGGUUUUUUUUCACAUUCUUCCUUAAGAACUAUUUUUAUUUUGAAUAGCAGAUAUAACCAUUUUUUCAAUGCCAGCUGUUGAAAGAAACUUAAAGUUAAGAAAUCCGAUCACCAACCAAGGUUUCUUCCUUAUCAGUAAGGGUUCAAAUUUGAUCAUUGUUAGAUCACGCCAUAUAUCCACUGUUUCUCAGUUUUUCCUCUUCUCUAAGGUUAUGUAAAUGCUGGACAUAAAUUAUGAAAAAGACGAAGUGUCCUCUGUUCAUUUUCCUUGUCAUUUUUGCAUAUUUUGACAGCCAAGAGAAGGUCUGCUCGCAAACUUCUGUGUCAAUCUGUAGGUGAAACACAAAGAGGUCAUAUGACAACAUGAAAACGUCUGUAUAUCGCUUCAUGCUAGAAUGCACUUAUAUGCCGCCAAAGAAUUAAUUACCGUGAUUAAAUAACUUAGUCAGUGAUAAGAUUAAAAUAAGUUUCAGUGUUCUGGCCGACGACCUAUGAAAUGAAACUGAGAUCGUUAUAGUACUAAAUAAAAUUAAUAACAUUGCACACCACAUCUUUUCCCUCUCAUUACCCCUUUGAGCUCUUCCACCUUGUUUGCGUCGCAGUUUUCAUUGCACCACUGAUCGACAUGGCCCUUCAUGUGCAUUUUGUCCACCAGAAUCGAUAGCUCUGACAAUCUCUUUGCAGUCCUUGUCACGUCCCGUCGAGAAGGGUUUUGAGCAAAUGUAGAACUAAGUAAAGAAUGACAAGGGGUUCUUAACAGGGGGAAAAGUGUGACAUUAUCCUGACUUUGUCAGACUUUUCCACACUUACACACCUCUGAGAAGUGUAGAACUAAGUAAAGAAUGACAAGGGGUUCUUAACAGGGGGAAAAGUGUGACAUUAUCCUGACUUUGUCAGACUUUUCUACACUUCCACACCUCUGAGAAGUGUAGAACUAAGUAAAGAAUGACAAGGGGUUCUUAACAGGGGGAAAAGUGUGACAUUAUCCUGACUUUGUCAGACUUUUCCACACUUGCACACCUCUGAGAAGUGUAGAACUAAGUAAAGAAUGACAAGGGGUUCUUAACAGGGGGAAAAGUGUGACAUUAUCCCGACUUUGUCAGACUUUUCUACACUUCCACACCUCUGAGAAGUGUAGAACUAAGUAAAGAAUGACAAGGGGUUCUUAACAGGGGGAAAAGUGUGACAUUAUCCUGACUUUGUCAGACUUUUCUACACUUCCACACCUCUGAGAAGUGUAGAACUAAGUAAAGAAUGACAAGGGGUUCUUAACAGGGGGAAAAGUGUGACAUUAUCCUGACUUUGUCAGACUUUUCUACACUUCCACACCUCUGAGAAGUGUAGAACUAAGUAAAGAAUUCAUGAGUGGGGGAAAGUGCGACAAUAUCCUGACUUUGUCGGACUAUUCCACACUUCCGCACCUCUGAGAAGUGUAGAACUAAGUAAAGAAUGACAAAGGGUUCAUGAGUGGGGGAAAGUGCGACAAUAUCCUGACUUUGUCGGACUAUUCCACACUUCCACACCUCUGAGAAGUGUAGAACUAAGUAAAGAAUGACAAGGGGUUCUUAACAGGGGGAAAAGUGUGACAUUAUCCUGACUUUGUCAGACUUUUCUACACUUCCACACCUCUGAGAAGUGUAGAACUAAGUAAAGAAUGACAAGGGGUUCUCAACAGGGGGAAAAGUGUGACAUUAUCCUGACUUUGUCAGACUUUUCCACACUUGCACACCUCUGAGAAGUGUAGAACUAAGUAAAGAAUGACAAGGGGUUCUUAACAGGGGGAAAAGUGUGACAUUAUCCUGACUUUGUCAGACUUUUCUACACUUCCACACCUCUGAGAAGUGUAGAACUAAGUAAAGAAUGACAAGGGGUUCUUAACAGGGGGAAAAGUGUGACAUUAUCCUGACUUUGUCAGACUUUUCUACACUUCCACACCUCUGAGAAGUGUAGAACUAAGUAAAGAAUGACAAGGGGUUCUUAACAGGGGGAAAAGUGUGACAUUAUCCUGACUUUGUCAGACUUUUCUACACUUCCACACCUCUGAGAAGUGUACAACUAAGUAAAGAAUUCAUGAGUGGGGGAAAGUGCGACAAUAUCCUGACUUUGUCGGACUAUUCCACACUUCCGCACCUCUGAGAAGUGUAGAACUAAGUAAAGAAUGACAAAGGGUUCAUGAGUGGGGGAAAGUGCGACAAUAUCCUGACUUUGUCGGACUAUUCCACACUUCCACACCUCUGAGAAGUGUGGAACUAAGUAAAGAAUGACCAAGGGUUCAUGACUGGGGGAAAGUGCGACAAUAUCCUUACUUUGUCAGACUUUUCCACACUUCCACACCUCUGAGAAGUGUAGAACUAAGUAAAGAAUGACAAAGGGUUCAUGACGGGGGGAAAGUGCGACAAUAUCCUUACUUUGUCGGACUAUUCCACACUUCCGCACCUCUGAGAAGUGUAGAACUAAGUAAAGAAUGACAAAGGGUUCAUGACUGGGGGAAAGUGCGACAAUAUCCUGACUUUGUCGGACUUUUCCACACUUCCACACCUCUGAGAAGUGUGGAACUAAGUAAAGAAUGACAAAGGGUUCAUGACUGGGGGAAAGUGCGACAAUAUCCUUACUUUGUCAGACUUUUCCACACUUCCACACCUCUGAGAAGUGUAGAACUAAGUAAAGAAUGACAAGGGGUUCUUAACAGGGAGGAAAGUGUGACAUUAUCCUGACUUUGACAGACUUUUCUACACUUCCACACCUCUGAGAAGUGUGGAACUAAGGAUGAAAAAGGAAAGUAGGGAUCUUGUGGCCAGCACUGGACAUUUGUGUUCGCCAAUACAGGUUCAAUUAAUACACACUGCCCUGCGCUGUCAGCUGGCAGACUACUGGAGUGGACUUUUUUCAAGCCCUUCUUUAAACUACAAUCUUCUACAGAAUAAGAUGGAAUCUCAACCUCAUCUCUGUGAAAUCAAGGAUGAAACCAUGCCAAGGCCAAAAUGUGCCACUUUUCCAUCCUUGAUUUGGGGGGCUGUGGGGAGCUGAGAUUUCUUCCAAGUUCCCUGGGUAACUUAUCAUUUGGGAGCUUAAGCAUCGAUGAUGGGUACACCAGCGAAAACAUCACUCAAAAUUAAUUUGCGUUUAUUCCAAUUUGCUGAAAAUGUCAAGUGUAGGCGAAUUUCCCUAGAGUUGAUUUCUUGGAGACCGCACUCAAGUUUAGGAGGAGAAAGAAACAUUCACUGUCGCUUGUUUACAUCCUCCAUAAAAUGUGAAAUUCGGCAUUUUCACUUCGCAUUCCUGCAGUGAUGGCAAAGAAAUGUACAAAAGAGUUUGAUGCAUGUGCAAAGUUGUUGUUUUGCUAAUUAAACCUGUUGCAUUUUUGUCAGUCUUGUUCCCAUUGCCAUUGUCGUUGCUAAAGCUCCCUUUUGUCUAUCCUCAGUUCUGGGGCAGAGUGGGAGUGGUCCCCUAUCAGGGGAUUUAGUCCAUGGUGUAGGGAUCUUGUCAAUCUGCCAUCUUUGAAUAUUUUGGGGAGGCAAAAUAACCACCAAGAUAAAAACAAUUAAUGACUACCUAUUCACAAAGUGACAGAUGGCAAAAGAAAACUUGGCUGGCCUAAUAAUAUCAUUUUUUUUUGAUGAGGUCACCCAGCUGGAAUUUUAUUUGGCCUGGUUUAUAUUACAUGCCUCUCAGUACAGCUUGAUUGAAAAAAGCUGGUCAUAACUAUAGAAGCUUAAAAUGAACAUAACUGUGUACCUAAACUCAUAGGGUUUUUUUUUUAGACCAGGGUUUAUUUUUUGAGAAGUGGUACUAAAAGUGUUCAAAUACUUAAGGCUCAUGGUGCCCUGGUUGGUCCUGUGCUUGAGCUGAUUAACUCAUGUUCAUGAUUGUUUGAAAUCUCUUUUUGGUCACCACCUGUUUUUCCAAAUACUUGAUCGUGUUGACUGCCUGAGAUUCUGUCAUAGUUUGGGUAGUUUGCCUUUUUUGAAUUUCUCCAGGAAGGGGAAUUUCAUCAGCUGCCCCGUAAAUGUCAAAAUCUGCUAGGGUUUGACCUUUUUAGCUUAAUAAAUUUCUUCCAAAGGGAGUCUCAUGUGCCUUUGGUGUUGUUGGUAUAGACUAGUUGCCUUACUGAAUUUCCUUUUUUAUCAAUAGCAACAGCAGCUUCAUCAGCAAGGGCUCCAAGGGCUCCAAGGUCUACAUGCCCACCCACCCACAAUACCACUGCCGCACCCAGGAUCCACACCUCCUCAGCUCCCACCUGGGGCAGCUUCUGGCCUUCUUGCCUUAUCCAAUCUUACUGUUCAGCCACCACAUCUACCAAUGAUGAAACCGGAAGAUAAAGGUAUGAAUGAGCAUGGAAGUUUUUAUGUUCAGCUUGUUGAGACAUUGUUUUAUUAGCAGGGCUAGUCAUAAAGGGCUGUGAACUGGGGAUUUUGAGUUGGACUAGUUAUAAGUAUUCUGUUACCUCAGUAUGUGCAAACAAAAUAUCUAAAUGCUCAUUGGAUCACAAGGUGCAAGGAAGGCGACAUAACAGAGAAAAGAACUAGGGAAUUAUAAGGACCUAUGCAUACACUUAUUUUAAGUGUAGCUAGGGCUACUCUAGUAGAGAAAAUAACAUUACAUUAAGAAUAUGUCAAGUUCCUGACUUUUGUUUCAUCUCCUGCCGACUUCAAAAUACGUAAUAAUGGUGAGAGCCCUUCAAAUUUACCCAAAGUUGUUGGAAUGUCUUAUCUGCAGUGAUUUUUUUUGUAAAUACAGUUGUGGUGGGUCCUGGGACUCAUCUUGUGAAAAAUCGUGAGUCCCAGUCCAGAACCAUUGAGUCCCAGUUCAAAAAACAAGGAGUCCCUGGGUCUUUUGUAACCACACAGUUAACCUGAAGACAAACUCCAAAACUCUGUAUUACAGUUGACUGAAAUAAAGAUAUACUCCUUCCAUUGUAAAGCACAACAAAGACUAAAGGAAAUAAGCAUUGUUUAACAACAGCCUCAUCCACAACAGCCACAGAAAUCACACAAACAGGAUAUUCUACGAAAACAUAUUCAGAUCGAUAAUUUGAUCUUUGCAUUCUACGGGACGCAUAGUGCAAAUUAAUUUGCAUCUUAUGCGAUUUUUAUCUGUCAGUGACACAGGAUGCAGCGGUAACAAAAUCACUGUAACUUCCACCUUAAAGUUUUGAAAUAUUUAUUUAGUGGUUGGAUUAAUAUUCAGAGUAUUGGGAGUAGUACAAGUUGCCUUUGAUCAUCAUCUUAUAUAUCAUAUACACUUUACAAAACAAAGAGUUAUUUUGGUUUUGUUUUUUUUUUUACUCUAACCCAUUAUAUUUUCUGUUUCUUUCAUGUUGUACGUCACCAUCAGAUGGCAUGGUAUGUGAAAGUUUAUUGUGUUAUUUUAUUUUAUUCAGUCAACUAGAUGGACAUCACUGGGACAGGCACUUAAAUUAAAUGUACUGUUAUAAGGCACAGCAUUUUUUUCGACAAAAGUUUGCAUGAUAGCUCUAAAUCUGUGGCAUGUUUUGGGUGCAUCUUAUAACCAGAGUAUUUUCGGGCUACAAAAAAAAUUGUGUGAUAUUCAAUUGCUCCAGCUACUCAUUUUGUUCUUUUUUUAUCAGUCCUCAAUGACUUGUAAAUCUGGUAAAGCUGGUAGUGGCCACAAUGACUCAUUUUGCGUUCGAAACAAAUCAUCACAUCAUUUCUUGUGGUUCGAAUAGUGUGUUGUUGUAGUUAAGGUGAUCAUCACCACAAGUCGUUCUUGUACCUUAUAGCCAGGCAUUUUAGUUGAAUUAUUUUCAAUUGCAAAAAAAACCCAUUCAAGAGUUGGGAGUGUGUUUUGUAAACAAGUGGGCCAACUUUUUCAAGUUUUAAUGCUCUGCCUGCAAAAGUCACCAAAAAACAGCUAUGGUUAGUGCUCCCUGAUGAAAUAUGUUUUAUAUCUUCUUCAUAUCUCUGUUGGAGUAUUUUGUACUUAAAGGCAGCUAAAUCAGUGUGUUAUGAAACUGAUGGUACAAGAAUUAAGGACAUGAUCUCACAAGAUGAAAUUACUAAUUUUAUAUUUUAACAACUUCUUUCCACUACUUCUAUAUAUGUUAAGGGUUAACAAAAUAAUGAAGGUCUUUGAGUAGAGGCCCACCGUUAUCAAAUUCAAAUAUUUAAUAAAUAUUAUUAUUCUAUAUGUAACAUGAAACUGUUAUAGUGUCAAUUGGAAUUUUCAUUUUCUAGAACUCAUUGUCACCUCUUGGACCAAUGUCUCGAGAAAAAUACAGACCAUCUGACCUCUCAUCGCAUGGUAGUGACGACGGCCACAUGGACAGGGAAAGAGACAGAGACAGAGAACGCGAUAGAGACCGCGAACGAGAGCGUGAACGAGAGAGAGAACGUGAGAGGGAGAGGGAUCGAGAUCGUGACAGGGAAAGACAUGUGAAUGGUGAGUGUAAGUUCAGUUGAAAUCAGUUAAAAUGAAGAAAAAGUAGAAAACUAUUUGAGCAAAAGCACUUGACAGUGCCCCUGCAAGCCUCCCUGGAGCCCCACACUUCAGAUUAGUGAAACUACUGAAUUGACUUUGGUUUUAACCUUGCCUGAAUCACAUGUAGCCUCAUUUGAAGUGUAAGAAGGGUAGUACUUUGCCUUUUUAUACAAUCCUGAUACACUUUUGAUAACUUUUGCUGUCAAAAUGCUUGAUAAAACAGUUCAGUUUUCGUGUAUGAAUAUUGAACUGGUGAUUCACUUUUGCUAUUUAUGACAGUUACUCUAAUCUACUUCAAACUAGGAAUACAUGUAAGUCUUCUCUGUAACAAAAAUAUGAUAAUUUAACAUAUGUUUUGUAAUGUAAAGUAAUUUAGUGAAGGUUGAGUAAGUUCCAAAGAAAUAAAUGUUCAUUUUGACAUAUGCAAGAAACUACUGACGGACUUCUAGUGUGAUACUAAGAAAAUCCUACUGUUAGUAAGUGACAUAACAUCCUGACAUUGACUUUUUAGGAACCAAAAGCAACAUUAAAAGGAAAAGAGAUGACAAAGACUCAGGGGUAAGUUUUGUUUCCAACUAUGAAAACUUGCAUUGAAUUUUAGGCCCUAGAUCUCGAGUGAAAAUUUAGGAAUUUUGUCUAACCACAGAGCAAAUUGUUUUUUGUUCUUUAGGAAAGUGAUGCAGAGAAAAGUGAUGGCGACCUUGUAGUGGAUGUUUCUAAUGAGGUGGGUGUGCCAUUAGUGGGGUGGGCUUUUGUUGCACUGACUCGAAUGCUCUUCAACUUUUUUGUGUAGUUUGAUGUUUUUGUAGACUGGUAAAUAUUCGUAUUUGCCACUUAUUCAAAAGUCACUUUUUUAAAGGCGAAAAAAAAGCAAAACCAAAAACAGCCUUGAAUAAAGGUUUUUUGCGUCUUGAUGGGGAUUACGAAAUUAAAACUGGCUUCGCUAAUUGAUUGCAGGAUGCAAAUUCACCACCCAGAGUCGAGAAUGGACCUGAUUCCCCUGUAAAUGACAAGAAAAGUCGAAAAGAUUCUGGCUCUCCCAACAAUGCAUCAUCAUCAUCAUCCACACCAUCAUCAAAACAUCCCAAGGUAUGCAUAAAUUGUUUGAACUCUUCAUUAAUGGAUGAACUUGAAAACUGGCUAGCGGGGUGUCACAAUCCCAUAAGCCAGAGGGAGGUAUCCAUGGCAACACUGGAAAGUGGGAACCCCCUCAAACGAGCCUCCACUUAUUGGCACUGUUACACGGAAAGAAUUCAGUGGAAAAACUUGUCUAAAAAAAUACUUACUCUCGUGUUCUCCCUAGGAUUUUGGGAAGGCCGGGGGGUAUUCUCACUUGGAUUUUUAGCAGUGUUUGUACAAGGCCUGCUGAAGCCAGGAAAAUUUUUUAUAAAGAUCGUGAACUUAAUUUUAGUUGUUCAUUUGGUUAGCAAGGAACUGUUUUUCUCCUUUUUUUCUGAGUCCCACAAAUGGCAGCUGCUUUCUCAAAAUCAGUCUUCUGAUAUUUGGUGUUUGGAAUUAAUUGAUUUCGGAAGAUUUGGUGUCAUUUUAGGUGACUUUUAGGUAACCUGUACUGUGUAGGUUAUAGGUUGGAUUCCUGUUGGGAGUGUUUUCCUCUAAGCCACUUGUGUCACUAACUAUAAAAACAUUUUCUCAAAUGUUAAUGUGUUGAUCUGUGGGAUUUUUUUACAGUCAGAAAGCAAACCCAUUCUUCCGUCAUCAGAAAGCAGCUCAUCUGGGAGGAAGAGCCCCUCGAGAUCCUCACCGUCCGUAAAAACACCAGUAGGUAUGUAUCAUUCAUACAGAACUACAUUGAACUUAAGCGGCCAAGAUGACAAACAGCAGUGAAAAUGCUUGUGAAAAAGUGAAUUUCCAUUAACUCAAGCUUCACUUUAUUUACACAUUCUUGCUUAAUUUGUCAAAUUUAGAUGAAUUUUCCUCGAGUUGAAUUCUUAAGGACAGUAUCCAAGUUCAAAAAGAGAAAGGAAAAUUUUUUGUUGUGUGUUCAUUCCCACAAAAUGACAAAAAAAUUAGGAAGUUUCACAUUGUAGACGUGUAGUGGAUGUCAAAAAAGUAAACUGGUUGCUGCCUUCAUCCCUCUGAUUGUAUUAGCUCUCUACUAUUUCAACCAGUGUGGUUGAGUGAGCAAAAGGAAUGACGACCAUCUUGUUGGUGUAUUUUACAGCCGCCCCGGCAGUUAGAACAGCAAUGUCUGUACCAGGAGGUCCAUAUCCAUUUGUAAAUCCACACAACAUUGCCAGGUAAUUAUGGAUUAAACACAAAGCGACAAAGUUAAAUAUCUUUUCAUAAUAGCACCUUCAUUGAAGGCUGAAGGCCUGUAGCAUUUCGCUGUUUUGCUGUGGCUAGGUUUUGGCACCCAGUUAGUGUUUUUGGUCAUUAGUAUGUUGAGUUGUCGUAGAAUCAUAAGAGCUCCAGCCAGCGGCGGCAAUUGGAAAAAUCCUUGACUCGCAGAGGACGAGACCCUGGUUCAAAACAGAAUGAAACACAUAAAAAUGAGUCUUUGAAACGCAUUAUUAAUGCUUUAGAGAUAACAAGAUCAGAUGGGAAUUUCCAAGACCCAUGAUUUUCUAGUUUACACUUCCAACCCCUAUAGGUAGCUCUUUUUUUUCUGAUGGAAGACUAUCAGUUUCUUGUAUUUAGUCGUUUUCUUCUUUGAUGUUAGCUUCAUCUUUCUUCACUUGGAAAAUACCUAGUGUUGAAGUGUUCCAUUGGAGGCGUACUGUACCUUACCUUACCUCACCUCUUCAUGCUCCAUUACACAUAAGGCCUCCACACCUCUCUGUCAUCCUGCUAUUUUGAAAUGUGUGUCUGGUUUCAGUUAUGAGAUUUUUGUUCAGGAUGGGACAUUUUCCCAUUGCCCAAUCCCCAACCUGGAGGGCCAGGUUAUGCAAUUCCCGUGGCCUUUCAUACGAAACCUACCCGACACAGUUGAACCCACCAGGUCCCAUUAUUGGUAUAGCUUAGAGGGUCAUCAAGGCACACAAACCUCCGCACCACGUUCCUUGGGGAAAAUAAGCUAAUUUCUUUGGUAUUGCUUUGUAGUGACCUGGCAAGCCCAACAUCAUUUUCCCCAUCGGUCAUGGCAGCCAGCAUGUCAGCUGGUGGGAUUGGUUAUGGCCGGUCUCCUUUGGUAUGUAUUCUUUCUUGUCUGAUGAAUUUCAGUUUUUAUUAUUUGUUUAUUGUUUAUUUAUUUUCACUAUUUUGAUCUCAGGUUGGCUUUGAGCAUGGCAGCCCUGCAGCCAGAGUAGGCAUGUCCCCAUUAGGUCCCAGUAUCCCAGCAGGUCCCCCAGGUGGCAAGCCUGCAUACUCAUUCUAUGUGAGCGGGGAUGGUCAAAUGCAACCAGUGCCAUUUCCGCCAGAUGCACUCCUUGGUUCCAAUAUACCUCGCCACGCCCGACAGAUUAACCAACUAAAUCAUGGAGAAGUUGUAUGCGCUGUAACGAUCAGCCAUCCAACGAGACAUGUAUACACGGGAGGAAAGGUCAGCACUGUUAUUUUUUACAAUUUUCUUGAACUGUGGAAUGAAGAAAUAUUGAAAAUAUUGAUGUACACUUAUUGAAAGCUUGCCGAACCCUGGCAAUUCAAACAGUUACAGAACUCCGCACUGCAAGCACUGAUUAACAAUGCAAAUAUCUGAGCGGCUACAUGACUGUACAGGAUGGUUCUUUCAGAAAACGUUGCUUCUUGGAUCCUCGAUGAUCGAAACUCGAGACUGGAUCCUCGUGUCUCGAGACUCAAUCCUUGCAUCUCGAAACUUGCGUUUUUUGUUUUAUGCAAUGAUUAACUAUCAAGUGUACUGAAAAAAAAAAUGUAGAGACGGUAGAGUGAAGAGUUCAAGCCUUAUAAAGUCCUGUUAGAAUGGACAGGGAAUGUGCAUUUUUGUACAAUCUGUGAAAUUACAUUAGUGGUAUGUGGUCCUGGAAAAGUCCGUAAAAAUGGUUGCAAUUUUUUGUAUGAAUCCUGAACUGCAUAAGUUGGGUCUUCAACUGCAAUGGUCUUCCUUGCAUUUAAUUUUGGUUAAGGUGAUGCACAAUUGCUGGAUAACCCUAGGAUAGAAUUUCUCUUUGGAGUAACUCUCAAGCAGAGAAAUCCUUGAGUGCUGUAGAAUGUACAUUUCAUCUGCAUGGACUGUUAUUUUAGUUCAGCGGAAAAGGACCAUCAGUGUUCUUAGUUUGACAGGAACAGUGGUAAGAAUCCAGAAGAUAGAUGCAGAGAGGGCAACAGUUGAACUGUUCUUUAAUACAGAUAAGGCUAGUUUCAAAACUAUGUAUUGUAAUACUGGUGCUUGUCUCAGCUUGACGGUUUUACCACUCUACAACAUGUGACUUGAAGGUGACAAAAUUUCAGAUUGUUUUGUAAAACUGUUUGUUUUCCCUUGGUUGCAGGGCUGUGUGAAGGUGUGGGACAUAGGUCAAAGUAGUGGAAAAAAUCCAAUUUCAACUUUAGAGUGUUUGGUAAGUCACCGUUUACACAAUUCAUAGUAAGAGACACAUUUUAGCAUCACUUAGUUGCAGGGUUGUCAAUAAGGGUCGGUAGCCAGGCAAAACCGCCGGCUAGUUAGCCAUCCUUAGCCAGCUACUUUUGUCUCCAUCUAUCAUAACUGCUAACAAAAAGUUAAGCACCAUCAAAUAAAAUUGUAAAACAUCCGUUUCCCAGUUUUGAAUGACAUUGAACGCAUAUUUAAACAGGUUUGGAUCUGUGAAACAUUCAAACCGAGCGAUGUGUUGGGACACCCGACACAUUUUUACGGCAUUGUUCCCACUCUUGCAUGUAUUCUGAUGAAACUGCAUGGCAGUGGAAAAUAUCUCUUGAAAACCCCUGGAAAUGCCAUUUUUGAUAAGAUUCAAAAUGUCCCUAGAUGCCUCGGCCCUCAAGAACUUGUACCUUUGGUGCGAGUUCCAGAGCCGCCUACCAUUCACUAUCAGCCUGCUACUUAAAAACGUUUUGACAGCCCUGAGUUGUGAGUUGUAAUAGAGACCAGGUACCUUUGAUAAGUGGCUUUCCUGUUUAUAGAAGUGAUUUUUGAAUUUGGUAUUCUGUAGUUUUAAAACUUGAUUAGUGGUUGCUUUGUUUUGUUGCAUACCCCUUUUGAUUUUUCCCUAAUUUUAUUUUGUUCCGUUUUAUUUCCUAGAGAGAUAACUACAUCCGAUCUUGUCGUCUCCUGCCUGAUGGUAGAACUCUCAUUGUCGGCGGUGAAGCUAGUACUCUUACAAUAUGGGAUCUUGCAUCCUCUCAACCAAGAAUAAAGAAUGAACUUACUUCAAAUGCACCAGCCUGUUAUGCUUUGGCAAUUAGUCCAGAUUCUAAAGUAUGCUUCAGUUGUUGUAGUGAUGGAAAUAUAGCUGUGUGGGACUUGCAUAAUCAAACAUUAGUCAGACAGUUUCAAGGUCAUACGGAUGGUGCUAGUUGUAUUGACAUUUCACCAGAUGGUACAAAAUUAUGGACAGGUAAGGACUGCAUGUACAAAAAACAAAAUCUGUUAUAACUUUUCUGGGCUUCAUGAAGAGGCUGCUGUUUGCUCUAAUCACCUCUGACUUGGAUCAAAGGCAUCAAAGUUAGACUGCAAAGGUGCUAAUGACAGCCUAUUGUUUUGCACAUCAAAUCGAAGGUAUAACACCCCUGAAAAGAAACAGUGUUGUAAUCCCCUUGAUAAAAGGCAAAGACAACAGGAUGGCUUAUAAUAACGUGCGCCACCCAAAUUAUUAAGACUUGGUGGUCCCUAACAGGAGGUUCAACUGCUGUGCAUUGACUGGGAAGAAAGAAUUGGUAUUUCUGAAAGGCGGUCAGUUGAGUUUCAUCUUGUGGACGACAUUUGAUUUGGGUCUGCCUUUUUUGAAUGUACUACAGAUUACGGGCCUAUGACCAAGAUCUCAAGUUGCUGAGUAUGUGUAUUUAGUGAGCGGGGAAUUAACGAGCUCGGAAAUUCUUUUGGUUCCAUUCUUUUGUUUUCUAUGACAAUAGCUUGGAAAUCCCCUUUCCUUAGAUUUCUCCAUCUCAUUUAGUAACAGCCCUCCGGGCUGGAAUACAUUAUUGUCACAGUAAAAGCAUGAAAAUUAAUUAACUUUGCAUUUUUCUGUACUUUCUAGGAGGAUUAGAUAACACAGUUAGAUCUUGGGAUCUUAGAGAAGGAAGGCAGCUCCAACAACAUGAUUUUACAUCACAGAUCUUCUCCCUGGGGUAUUGCCCGUCUGGGGAUUGGCUUGCUGUGGGGUGAGCUACUGACAUUUCCAUUUUUGUGAUUUCUGUUUUUGAGUGUUGUCCUUGUGACGAGUGUAGUCCAUGGGCUGAGUGUGGAUCCUGUGUCGGGUAAUGUCCCUGAGCCCUGACUUAAUUAAGUCUGAUCUCUAGUUUGACAGCAUUUCAAUUUUACGUUUAAAGCAUCAUGUAAAAUUGCAGAGUGACCAUCUUUUUCUCUGGCUUCCAUUUUUUUGACCUGGCCACCAAAUGGUAAUGCUGAAAAAAAAAUCAGCUUAGGGCACUGAUAUUAUUAUUAUUGUCAUUUUGAGUACUUUCCUUGCUGUUCAGCAGAUUUAAUGUUAACCUACAUGCAAGGUGACUUUUUCAACCUUUUUUUAAGUUACAACUGUAAGACUUUUAAAAAUUUUUUUCUUAAUACAAAUGUUUAUUUUUCAUUAGAAUGGAAAACAGCAAUGUGGAAGUUCUCCACCAAACAAAACCAGACAAAUACCAGCUACACUUACACGAAAGUUGUGUAUUGUCAUUAAAGUUCGCUUACUCUGGAAAAUGGUUUAUAACAACGGGUAAAGACAAUUUGUUGAAUGCGUGGAGAACCCCUUACGGUGCAAGCAUAUUUCAGGUUAGUGUUUUAACUGAGACAUCAGCUGUUCACUUAGCUCCCUCCCUUAAAGGUAUUCAUUCCUCUCCUUCCUUUGAAAAAUAUUUUCUUGAUGAUGUACACUAAACCCAGUCUUGAAAAAGUCAAAAUAAGUCAAAAGUUAGGUGUACACUAAAUUUACUCUGUAAGCUUUUAUAGUAGUAAUAACCAAAGGGUAGUGGGGGGCGAUUGAUGCAGAUGCUCUCUUCCAACCUAGUACUUGUCGUUAAAGAAGGUUCAAAACAUGUGUGAUCAGAUUACUAGUGAUAGAACUUCCAAAUGUGUGUGAUCAGAUUGCGUUCUAUGCAUUCCAUUGAUUUUCAGUGGAAGUUCAAAUGAAUGCGGGAUACGUUGAUUACUUUGUCUGUACCGUGCAUGUGUAACUACAACCUGGAGAUUAGGAUUCUGGGCUUCUUUGAUCGCCUGCAAUAUUAGAGAGCUUUAGAUUCGAGGACAAUAUCGACUACGAGUACUAGAUUUUACUUAAAGUUUUUUGCGUAUUGUCAAAAAAUAGACACCCCCCCCAAUUGCUUCAUUGUACUUUUUUGUACCAAGAAAGUUAGCACUGUUAUCUUUAUUAAUGGAGGUUAAGCCCUCUGCCGAUCACAAAAUGAUAAAACUUCUCACAUUUGAUAACUUGUUUCCGCCACUACAACAUUCUCGCUCAAACUCAUAGUGGAAUGAAGAUGGCUAUCGCGUUUUCCCGACAAAAUGAUGCUGGUUCAUGCACAAGAAAUACUUCGUAUUGAGAAAAUCUCCUUCUCAUAAGUCGUUUCAACCCCUUAUAAGUUUCUGGUUGCAUUGAUUAAUAUAAUAUCAAAUAUCCCAAUAAUUGCAUCCUUUUUUUGCAGUCCAAGGAGUCUUCAUCAGUGUUGAGCUGCGACAUUUCAGCAGAUGACAAGUACAUUGUGACAGGAUCUGGUGAUAAGAAAGCUACCCUCUAUGAGGUCAUAUUCUGAAGUGCAGUUUGUGUAGGAUAAAUGAGCCACUUACGUGUGAAAUGAAGAGAAAAAGCAGCACAUGCAAGAAUUCUGUGCCACGAGGAUGAGACAGAGGCUGUGUUGAUGUGAUGUGAUUUUGUUUUGUGGAUCUUCUGGUGGAAGUCGUUGAAUAAAAUGCCGUCAUAUGUUCUGUGAAGUGCAGAUUUGUGUGGAUGUGAUUCAGAUGGAAGUUUUGUCACUAAGCCCCACAGUUCGUGGUGGCGAAGAACAGAAGAAGGUCUUCAAGUUGUUAAGAUUCAGUGCCUACUCAUAUUCGGUGUGAAAAGAACUGUUUUCAAGCCUCUACAGAUCAUCUCUUUUUGAGGAACAGAGAAAUAUUAACAUAAUUCUUGUACAAUGAAAUCUGAUAAAUUAUUCCAGCAACAGUGAAGACAUUUUUAUGACCUUUUGUUGUAAAGAGAAACUGCAAGAAGUCCCAUAUUUGACCCCCUUUUUUAGAGACGAAAAAAAGCAUAGGGAGAGGUGGUGU